AUGAGCGAUAUCGCUGCUCCCCCGCUCGCAGCAAGAGCUGACAAGAGCAAGAAGAAGCGCAUGCGUCGCAUCCAGGCAGACCUACCGCUCUAUCGCCAGCAGGUCGCGGAGUUGGAGCUCCAACUCGCUCGGUGCAAGCUCAAUGAUGGUGCUUUCUGUACGCUGGCUUGGUCCGGCAUUUGGGAUAUUGUGGAGUUUGGUGGGGUUCGUUUCGACGGGAUGCAGCUCCACAAAAGCGGCUGGAUAAAGCUGCGACGAGAGCACCACGAAGGAUCGACAUUGGUCGAGACGCAUUUCAAGACGACGCCAGUGUUUCACGAGAGCAUCAACGACCCGAUACCGCAGAUUAAGGCUCUCCUAGGCGCAUUGGACUUGUCGCACAGCAGCCUGAACGACCAUUUCUGCCGCGCCAUGAGCGACCUGCUACUUAAAGAAGACUGGAAGUCGACGUUUAAAGGAAAGGAACACUGA
Phytophthora sojae is the source of this 471-nucleotide messenger RNA. RefSeq lists its product as hypothetical. The transcript has 2 exons. The record is from RefSeq and is a predicted model, not a curated record. Lineage: Eukaryota; Oomycota; Peronosporomycetes; Peronosporales; Peronosporaceae. The coding region runs from base 1 to 471 and encodes 156 amino acids.